AUGCGGAAUGAAGAAGGUAAAUCUGUACGUAAUCAGUAUAUUGUAAUUGGUAAACAAAUGAAAAGUUACGAAGAACAAUUGUAUAAACAUUGGAUGGCUCAUAUAGAACAGUCAUUUGAUCAAUAUCUGAGUCAAAACCUAUUAAAACGGCAAGAUGUAAUGAAAACGUUAGUUAGUUCAAGAUUACCUUCUUUGCACGCAAGUCGUUUAAGUAUAAACUCUUCAAAAAGUGAACAAAAUUCAAGCGAAUCUAGUAAAAUCGCUACGGAGUUUGCCAAAUAUGAAUUGUUAGUCAAUUUUCAUCCAGAUAUUUUGGUGGCAAUCACGGAAGCCAAACACCUAGAGGCGCUAGGUUUCAAAAUACCAGAGCUUGUAACUAAUGCUGUGCUUAAAGAAUCAAAUUAUUUGUGUUAUGUGGGGAAGUUAAAACUUUUGGUAAAACAAUGUCACCAGUUAUUUUUACAACUUGAUCCUGUUGAAUUAACUAUACUCGAACCAUAUGUAAUCAAUUUGAGAACGAUUAUGAAACCUGGAUGGGAUAUAAUAAAUUGGAAAAGUCUUAGUAUAUCUGAGUUUAUCACUAAGGUGGAAGAAGAACUGAAUCGAUUUACUUCAUUAUGUAAUUUAUGCAAAAAGACAGCUGGAGACAUUGAAAUGCGUUUGGAAGCGAUUGGAUCAGCUGACUUAUUUCCAACACCAAAAUGGAUAGAUGAAUAUCAAAAGACAGCCAUGGGAGGAUUUUUCACUUGCAAGGAUUACUUCGCUCUCACAGUUACUGAAAGACAGAAACAAUUUGAAGAAUUACGCAUGCAGCAUACAUCUUUGACACCUUUGAUUAUAAAACUUGAGAGUGCAAUAACUCAACAAAAUACAGGAAAAAGUAAAACAAUGGCUCCUUAUUUUGAAUACUGGGAAAAGAAGCUGUUUGACCAGAUUUACGCGAUGGUGAUUAGGAAUCUUCAAACAUAUUUGAAUCGUAUUUCUCGUCCACAACAACCAUUGUUUGCAGUUGAUCUUAUGUUAGCUGGCACAGAUGUAGUUGGUAAUCCACAACCAGCAGAACUCUAUCGACUAGUUAUUCAAGAAUUACGCGAUGCCAUCGAAUCAACACGUGUAUUUGUCAGAUGGUCUCGUGGUUCAUGUGUAACUGCUCCGGGAGUUAAAGUUGAUAGCAGUGAAGAUUUGUAUUAUUUUACAUUUUACGAAGAAAUUGCAAACUCUAGUGAAAUAGCUGAUUUGGUUCAACAAAUUGCUAAAGCUUACACAAAUACAGUUGAAAAGGUAAAACGAUUUCAAGAUAGCUGGCGUAAACACAAAGGGAAAUUUGUUGCAAACAAGUUAGCUCAAGUUGAAAAGUGGAUGGAGACUCCACGUACCGCAAUCGAAAUUCAUGAAAAAAUUUUAGAUAUGAAUACGAAAUUUGAUGACCUAUGUGAAACACCGGAAUUAAUUAAUAUUGGAUGUAUACAAUUACGACUAAAAAGUUUAAUUCACAAUAUACAAGAACAUAAUAAAAAGUGGACAAAAGCCUAUGGGAAACAGUUACAUGAUACAGGAAAAGAAAUAUUAAUAAAUUUAGAUGAAGAAUUUAAACAUCGACUUGAAGAUCUAGAAGAUGUACCAACAACUAUGACUGAAUUAAAAGAUGUCUUAAGAACAAUUUAUGAAGUAAGAUCAUCAUCACUAGAAAUCGAAGAGAAGUUAGUCGAUGUUGAAGAACGCUAUCGUUUACUGAACUAUCAUUCUUUACCUGUAACAGAAAAUGAAAUGGAGUUGGUGAAGAAUUUGAGACCUACCUGGUUGGAGUUACUAAAGUCUGCAAGUCAUAAAGAGCGUACAUUGGCUCGAGUUAAAGGCAAAUUUGCUAAACUCACCUCAGAAGAUAUUGAAAACUUUAAUCGUACAGUUGUUGACUUUGAAAAACGCUUUAAUGAAUGUGGUCCCGGUACAAUGUUAGAUGAUUUGGAUUCAGCAGUAGCAUCUGCAAAAGAAUACAAUGAACAGCUGAAUGAAAUCGAUGGUAAACGCAAAGAACUUGCUUCAGCAGAAAAACUUUUCAAUCUACCAUUAACUCAAUAUCCUCAAAUCCUUAAUAUUCAGAAAGAAUUAAAUGGAUUAGAUCAGUUAUUCAGUAUUUAUUUAGGACAAAAGCAAGCUCGUGAAGAAUGGUCACAAAUACUCUGGAGAGAUUUAAAUAUAACAGUUUUACAAAAUGGCAUUGAGAAGUACCUGAAAGAUUUACGUAAUUUACCAAAACAUGUCAGAACUUUACCUGUUGGACGCGUAAUAUUUGAACAGAUUCGUACAUUUCGUGAUUCACUUCCCUUAUUUUUGGAUUUAAAAAAUGAAGCUCUGCGAGAAAGACAUUGGAAUGAAUUAAUGAGGAGAACAGGACAGACAUUCGAUAUCAAUCCAGAUACAUUUACAUUAGCAAAUAUUUUCGCUAUGGAGCUACACCGAUUCUCAGACCAAAUAUCUGAAAUUGUUGCAUUUGCAAUUAAAGAAUUAAGUAUUGAAAAGGGUGUCAAAGAAGUGGAAGAAACAUGGCAAAGUCUUAACUUUAAUGUUAUUAAUUAUGUAAAAUCAGGUCAAAAUAGAGGCUAUGUUUUAGGUGCACUAGAUGAUGUGAUACAAAUACUCGAAGAUAAUUCAAUGAAUUUACAAUCAAUGGCAUCAAGUAAAUUUAUUGGUCCAUUUCUAUCGACUGUACAAUUGUGGGAGAAAAAUUUAAGUAUAAUCAGUGAAAUAAUUGAAGUUUGGUUAGUUGUACAACGUAAAUGGAUGUAUCUAGAAGGGAUAUUUGUUGGUGGUGAUAUUCGCUCUCAGUUACCUGAAGAAGCAACUAAAUUUGAUAAUAUUGAUAAAAUCUUUAAAAAGAUCAUGGCUGAUACAAAUAAAUCACCAAAUGUAAAGACUUGUUGUCUAGUAGCAGGACGAUUGAAUGAAUUAACUGUACUUGGUGAGGGACUGGAACGUUGUCAAAAAUCGUUAAAUAACUAUUUAGAUUCAAAAAGAAACGCUUUUCCAAGAUUCUUUUUCAUUUCUGAUGAUGAACUAUUAAGUAUACUUGGAUCAAGUGACUGUGAAUGUGUUCAAGAGCAUAUGAUCAAAAUGUUUGAUAAUAUAGCGUCAUUGAAAUUUUCCAAGCAAUCAUCAAAGCCUGGAUCCACUUACGUUGAAAUUACAGCAAUGAUUUCUAGUGAAGGUGAAAUUAUGGAAUUUCGUCAACCACAGCCUGUUACUGGCAAUGUUGAAUAUUGGAUGACUACAAUGGAAAAAGAAAUGAAGAGAAGCAAUAGACUGAUUACAAAGGAAGCUGUUUUCUAUUAUCGUUCUAGUAAAUCAAGAGUUGAAUGGAUGUUCGACUAUCAAGGUAUGGUUGUAUUAGCAACUAAUCAAAUAUGGUGGACAUGGGAAAUCGAAAAUGUUUAUCGUAAAAUAGCCAGUGGUAAUAAAAAUGCAAUGAAGGACUACUCACAAAUGUUACAACAACAAUUAAAUGAUAUUGUUCUACGUGUACGAAGUCCACUGAGCAAAAAUGACCGUAACAAGUUGACAACUGUGUUAAUAGUUGAUGUGCACGCAAGAGAUAUUGUCUCUGAUUUUGUACGGGAUAAUAUAAUGGAUGCUACUGAGUUUCAAUGGGAGUCACAAUUACGGUUUUAUUGGUCAAAAUCAGCAGAUAAUUUAAUUAUUAAACAAUGUACUGGGCAGUUUGAUUAUGGUUAUGAAUACAUGGGAUUAAAUGGUCGUCUUGUGAUUACACCUUUGACUGAUCGUAUUUAUUUGACGCUGACACAAGCACUUUCAAUGUACCUUGGUGGUGCACCUGCUGGACCAGCUGGUACUGGGAAAACAGAGACUACUAAGGAUUUAGCAAAAGCCUUAGGCCUACUUUGUGUUGUCACAAAUUGUGGUGAAGGGAUGGAUUACAAGGCUGUUGGUAAAAUACUUUCUGGUUUAUGUCAAUGUGGUGCUUGGGGCUGUUUUGAUGAAUUCAACAGAAUUGAUGCUUCUGUAUUGUCUGUAAUCUCAACACAAUUAAAAGUGAUACAAACAGCAUUAAUAAAUCAUGUUAAAGAAUUCUUGUUUGAAGGUAUCAAUAUUCAGUUGGAUUCAAGAGUUGGCGUCUUCAUUACAAUGAAUCCUGGAUAUGCUGGACGAACAGAACUACCAGAAUCUGUUAAAGCUCUCUUUAGACCAGUUGUUGUCAUUGUACCUGACUUACAGCAAAUCUGUGAAAUCAUGUUAUUUUCACAAGGAUUUUUAUCAGCCAAAGUGUUGGCUAAAAAAUGA
Messenger RNA from Heterobilharzia americana, 4296 nucleotides. Lineage: Eukaryota; Metazoa; Platyhelminthes; Trematoda; Strigeidida; Schistosomatidae. The record is from the annotation of a GenBank genome assembly.